This is a messenger RNA of Ananas comosus (pineapple), 2272 nucleotides long. RefSeq names its product putative ammonium transporter 4 member 1. The transcript has 3 exons. The record is from RefSeq and is a predicted model, not a curated record. Gene Ontology annotation, biological process: ammonium transmembrane transport. Gene Ontology annotation, molecular function: ammonium channel activity. Lineage: Eukaryota; Viridiplantae; Streptophyta; Magnoliopsida; Poales; Bromeliaceae. Bases 761 to 2143 code for a protein of 460 amino acids. Gene Ontology annotation, cellular component: plasma membrane.
GCCGCCGACGUACGGUGCCCCCCCGUAGAAGCGAAAGUAAACUAGCUGAUUUUUUUAAUUCAAUUAGUUAUUAUAAUAGAUAUAAAAAAUAUACUGGUGAAAAAUGGGGGCCGGCCCAUGGAUGACGUGGUGUACCAGGUCCGGGCAGCAGUGACUGGCGGAGGGGGAGGAUCUUAACAAACUCGUUGGUUUGACGGAAUCUGAGAGGCUUGAAGAUUCGAUUAGUUGGCAGCUUCCUACUAUUUCGGAUCCAGCACAGCAGAUAACAACAGAGCGAAUUUGCUGUGACUACUGAUUCGGAGGAGCAAAUUUGCUGUGCGGCUCCCCGGCGCUUUCGGAGACAGCCGGAAUUAAUUCUUUCCUACUACUACUACUACUACUACUGCCACAUGGCUUUUAAUUAAUUAAUUAAAUUAAAUUAAAUUCAUUCGAAUUUAAAAUUUAAAUAUAAAUAUUCUGUUCCGACUCCAAUUCCUCUUCGCCCUCUACCUCUCUUCUCUCUCUAUAUAUAUAUAUAUAUAUAUAUUUUACUAUAUAAUAUAUGUAAUAAUAUAUAUAUAAAUAAUAACAGUAAUCUCCCCUUCCCAUCCUCACACCAAGUUGCAAUUCGAAGGAGGAGGAGGAGAACAUCAUUAUCAAGAGAGAGAAAAAGAGAGAAAGAGAGGGGGGGCCUGGUGGUCGGAAGAGAAGUUUUGAUCGAUCAAUAUAUAAAUAAAUAUAAAAUAUAUUAAGAAAGAAAGAAAGAAAGAAAAGAAAGAUCAUGGCGAGCGAGUCGGCGCCGGAGUGGCUGAACAAGGGGGACAACUCAUGGCAGCUGGCGGCGGCGACGCUGGUGGGGCUGCAGAGCGUGCCGGGGCUGGUGAUCUUAUACGGGAGCAUCGUGAAGAAGAAGUGGGCCGUGAACUCGGCCUUCAUGGCCCUCUACGCCUUCGCCGUCACCUUCGUCUGCUGGUCCCUCUGGGCCUUCCGCAUGUCCUUCGGCGACCGCCUGCUGCCCUUCCUGGGCCGCCCGGACUUGGCCGCCCUCGACCAGAGGUUCCUGCUGGCCCAGGGCUUCGCGGGGCUCUACCCCAGCGCCACCCUCGUCUACUUCCAGUUCGUCUUCGCCGCCAUCACGCUGAUCCUCAUUGCCGGGGCGCUCCUCGGCCGCAUGAACUUCAAGGCCUGGAUGCUCUUCGUCCCGCUCUGGCUCACCUUCUCCUACACCGUCGGCGCCUUCAGCGUCUGGAGCCCCAACGGCUUCCUCUUCAAGGCCGGCGUCAUGGACUUCGCCGGCGGCUACGUCAUCCACCUCUCUUCGGGGGUCGCCGGAUUGACCGCCGCCUACUGGGUGGGUCCUCGGAUGGCGAAGGAUAGGGAGAGGUUCCCACCCAACAAUAUCCUGCUGACCCUAACGGGAGCAGGCCUGUUAUGGAUGGGGUGGACCGGGUUCAACGGGGGGGCACCCUACGCCGCGAACAUCGACGCCUCCAUGGCCAUCCUGAACACUCACCUCUGCACGGCCACCAGCCUCCUCGUCUGGCUCUGCCUCGACAUGUUCGUCUUCGGCAAGCCCUCCGUCAUCGGCGCUGUCCAAGGCAUGAUCACCGGCCUCGUCUGCAUCACCCCCGCCGCAGGGCUGGUCCAAGGAUGGGCCGCGAUCAUCAUGGGGGUGUUAUCGGGAAGCACCCCGUGGUUCACGAUGAUGGUGCUGCACAAGAGGAUCCGGUUCCUCAAGCGAGUGGACGACACCCUCGCCGUGUUCCACACCCACGCCGUCGCGGGCAGCUUGGGCGGCAUCCUCACCGGCAUAUUCGCCGAGCCCAGGCUCAACCGCCUCUUCUUCGGCGACGAUCCCAAGUACGUCGGUCUCGCCUACGCCCUCAAGAUGGGCCGGGCUGCCGCCGGCUUCCGCCAGAUCGGGAUGCAGUUAGCCGGCAUAGUCUUCAUUAUAUCAGUGAACGUCACUGUCACAACGCUCGUAUGCUUGCUCGUCAGGCUCGCCGUUCCUCUGCGGCUCAGCGACGAUGAGCUGCAGAUUGGCGACGACGCCAUACACGGAGAGGAUGCGUAUGCGGUGUGGGGGGACGGAGAGACGUACGAGAGGUCCAUCCAUGGGGUUCAGAAUUUCGCACUACCGACCACCCUCGCCGAGGCUGCUUAAUAAUUCAUUUCGAGCUUCUGUCAACCUCAUGUAAAUAUUAGAUCAUUUCAGUGGGGCGCUAUUUUAAUUGAUUAGGCGUGAAUAUCUGUCGGUACUCUUUCUAAUCAUUUAUUAGAUAAUUAGCUUUUA